GAAAUAGCUUCCCUUGAUCAAGAAAAACAGCCUUAUCUAGAGCCUGGGCAGCCUCAGCUUUCUCCUGGAAUUUCAACAAUUAACCUGCAUCCACAGUUUCCAGUAGUGAUUGAGAAAACAUCUCCUCCUCUGCCUGUUGAAGUUGCUCCUGAAGUCUCUACAUCAAGUGCAAGUCAAGUAAUUGCACCUACUCAAGUUACAGAAAUCAACGAAUGUACAGUUAAUCCUGAUAUCUGUGGAUCGGGACACUGUGUUAAUUUGCCUGUGGGAUACACUUGCAUCUGCUACGAGGGGUACAAACUUAACGAUCAGCAGACUAAGUGCUCUGAUAUUAAUGAGUGUAAUCAGGCGCCCCAUCUCUGUUCCCUUGGACGCUGUGAAAAUACAGAAGGAAGUUUCCUAUGUAUUUGCCAAGCUGGAUUCAUGGCCGGUGAAGAUGGAACUGACUGCAUUGAUUUUGAUGAAUGUUCCAGACCUCAUACUUGCGGGGAAGGCUUUUGUAUAAAUACCCUUGGCUCUUUCAGAUGUGAAUAUUGUGACAGUGGAUACCAAAUGAAUAGAAGAGGUGAAUGUGAAGACAUUGAUGAAUGCCUGACUCCAGCCACUUGUCCAGAUGCACAGUGCGUUAAUGCUCCUGGCUCUUACCAGUGCAUUCCCUGCAGAGUGGGAUUCCGCGGCUGGAAUGGGCAGUGCCGGGAUGUAGAUGAAUGUCAAUAUGGCAAUCUCUGUACAAAUGGACGUUGUGAAAAUAUGGAGGGGUCUUUCAGAUGUAUUUGUGGCCAGGGUUUCAAACUCUCGGCAUCAAAGGACCAGUGUGAAGAUAUAGACGAAUGCCAGCACCGAUCACUCUGUAGGAAUGGUCGCUGCAGGAACACAGAAGGGUCUUUCAGAUGUAUUUGUAGCCAAGGCUACACAUUAUCAUCUACUGGAGAUCAGUGUGAAGAUGUUGAUGAAUGCGUUCAAGACAGUGAUGUUUGCCUUGGAGGAAACUGCAUGAAUACUGACGGGUCUUACAAAUGCACUUGUCCAGAUGGUUUCCAGCAGAUAGUGAAUAGAGGAUGUAAAGAUAUCAACGAAUGUGAGAGAUCUGACCUCUGUUCACCUCACGGGGAGUGCCUAAACACAGAUGGUUCCUACCAGUGCAUAUGCGAGCGGGGCUUUUCUGUGUCUGCAGAUGGCCGAACGUGUGAAGAUGUUGAUGAAUGUGCAAACGGCACAAUAUGUGGCAGUCAUGGGUUCUGUGAAAACAUGGAUGGCUCCUACCGCUGCCUCUGUUACCAAGGGUAUCAGGACUCACAGGAUGGGCAAGGAUGCACAGAUGUGAAUGAAUGUGAAAUGCUGAGUGGAGUAUGUGGCGAAGCCCUCUGUGAAAACGUCGAUGGUUCUUUCCUGUGCCUGUGCUCUGAUGAAAACCAGGAGUAUGAUCCGAUGACCGGACAGUGCCGCUUCCGUACCUCACCAGAAUUACCGAUAGAGGCUGAUCAACAUGAAGAUGGAAAGAAGGAGUGCUACUACAAUCUGAACGAUGCUAAUUUCUGUGACAAUGUGCUUACGUCCAACGUAACCAAACAAGAAUGCUGCUGUACCUUGGGUGCUGGCUGGGGUGACAACUGUGAAAUCUUCCCUUGUCCUGUCUUUGGAACUGCUGAAUUUACUGAUUUGUGUCCUGAAGGAAAAGGUUUCAUUCCCUCUGGAGAAUCAUCUUACGGGCUUCUUGCUCAGAAUUACAAAGAUGCUGAUGAAUGCCAACUCUUUGGACAAGAAAUCUGUAAAAAUGGCUUCUGUUUGAAUACACAGCCAGGUUACGAGUGCUACUGCAAACAAGGCACAUACUAUGACCCUGUUAAGCUCCAGUGCUUUGACACGGAUGAAUGUCAGGACCCAAACAGCUGUAUUGAUGGCCAGUGCAUUAACACAGAAGGAUCUUACAACUGUUUCUGUACACACCCAAUGGUUCUGGACGCAACAGAAAAGCGAUGCAUCAGACCAGCAGAUUCAAGUGAACAAACUGAAGAAACUGAGGUCUACCAGGAUCUUUGCUGGCAGCAUCUAAGUGAUGACUUUGUUUGUAGUCGACCUCUGGUUGGAAAGCAGACGACAUACACCGAGUGCUGUUGCCUGUACGGUGAAGCCUGGGGCAUGCAGUGCGCACUGUGUCCAAUGAAAGAGUCAGAGGAUUAUGCCCAGCUGUGCAACAUUCCUGUUCCAGGAUCUCGACGGCCAUAUGGACAAGAUGCUUUGGUUGACUUUGAGGAGCACUACACUCCAGAAACAAAUCCAUACUUUGUUGAAGACCGUUUUCUGAACAGCUUUGAGGAGUUACAAGCCGAGGAAUGUGGUAUUCUGAAUGGAUGUGAAAAUGGCCGAUGCGUAAGGGUCCAGGAAGGCUACACCUGUGACUGCUUUGACGGUUAUCACCUGGACAUGGCCAAAAUGACUUGUGUUGAUGUGAAUGAGUGCAGCGAGCUGAACAACAGGAUGUCUCUCUGCAAGAAUGCCAAAUGCAUUAACACAGAAGGUUCGUACAAGUGUUUGUGUCUGCCAGGGUACGUACCUUCAGACAAACCAAACUACUGCACACCACUGAACUCUGAACCAGACAGUGAACUGGAGUAGAGGAAAAAUCUCCAUAUCCUAAGCCCAUAUACUCUGCACUGUAUAAAGAAAAGGAAGAAGAGUAUUUAACUUGAGAAGAGAAGGCACCGGAGUGGCAAACGUAAGAGGAGAAAAGCAUUUAGAAUGUGUCAAAGGUGAGACGUGAUGGGCUGGUGGUGUAUCAGCUUCGCUGAAGUGACAGACCAAAUGGACACAUUACUCUGUAUGAAAGAAAAAAUCAAGUAUAUAGUGUGUUCAUAAGGAAAAAAAUCUUUGAAAAUAAGCAAAAACAGUGCUGUUAUUUUAAACAGAAGAGCUUUGGUUUUCUGGUUUGGUUGGUGUUUGUUGUUUUUUUUUUACUAUUGCUUGAUUAAUUUGGCAUUUAAAUAGUGAUGGAAAUAUUUUAUAUUACUAUGUCAUUUUUUGAUUGUUCCGUUCCUUGCCUACUGUUUCUUUUCAGACCUUUUUUCUGAUCAGUACAAAGUCUAUGAUACAGAUAUUCCUAGGCCAUUUUAUACGAACCGUUACACAGGGUAAUGCUCCUCCUUCUCUGAAACAUUGGUCAGUGACUUGUUUUUAUUUGCUAGUUGUCUGCCCUGUGGAGCAGGCACCAUUUGUUUUUAAACCAAAUGUUUUUAUACCUUGGUGAAAAGUCCUUAUAUUCAUUUUGUAUUCUGUAUGGUUGUUACUGCACUUAAAAUCUUUAGAACCUUUCUUGCCAAGUUCAAAGCUGCUAGUGGACAACAUUGGAUUCCUUUUGUACAUUAAAACAAAAGAUUUUAGCUCACGUCUGUAUUGUAAUGUGUAAAUUGAACACAAGAGAGAUCUUGUAUGAUUACCCUAACAUAUUAAAGCUGUAUAUUAAAACUCAAUAAAAUUACCUUUUUUUUUUUAGAAAAAAAGCUA
This is a messenger RNA of Mesitornis unicolor (brown roatelo), 3501 nucleotides long. RefSeq names its product latent transforming growth factor beta binding protein 1 (gene LTBP1). The annotation marks the transcript as partial. Lineage: Eukaryota; Metazoa; Chordata; Aves; Mesitornithiformes; Mesitornithidae. The transcript has 20 exons. The record is from RefSeq and is a predicted model, not a curated record. Gene Ontology annotation, molecular function: calcium ion binding.